AUGGAGGGCCGCCUCUUCGACAAGCCCCUGAACCCGAAUAAGCUCCUCAAGGAGCAAUUCGUAAGCAACCUGACGGGGUCUUCCCUGCUGGAGAUCGCGGCGCUCUCCACCGUCGUGCCGGCAUUGGUAGUUCUCAGAAAGUGGAGCAGCAGAGAUAAUUCUAGGAAGGAUUCAGCAAAGAAAAACGAUGAUCAAGUUCACCCUGUUCGUAAAGAUUGGAUGCAGUACUUCUCUACACUAGGUGUAGAUUAUCUCACUGUUGUAUUGCCAAUUAUUUUGGUUUUCACAGUCUUAUCUGAAUGGGCCUUUACGUGUGCUAUUUCUCUUGUAAUCCUGAUAUCCAUCUACAUCAUGUUUAAAAGGUCUCAGCUUCAUCUUAAAGAUGGGUUCAGUCAGCUGCCUUCGCUCAGGGCAGACAUAUCUUCUUACCGUGUCUCAGUGGUUCUGGUGACAUGUUUGUGCAUAUUAGCUGUGGACUUCAAAAUAUUUCCAAGACGCUAUGCCAAGGCUGAAACAUAUGGUAGUGGCAUCAUGGAUCUUGGAGUAGGAUCUUUUGUAGUGGCUAACGCACUGGUAUCUAGACAAGCACGAAACAUAGCCUCAAUGAGUUUCAAGGCAGCGCUGAGUUCCAUAAGUCCACUGGUAUUUCUUGGCUUUGCUCGCAUUAUCUCCACAUGGGGUGUUGAUUAUCAGGUCCAUGUAGGAGAAUAUGGUGUUCAUUGGAACUUCUUUUUCACCCUCGCAGCUGUUUCUAUCCUUACAUCCAUUGUCAGGAUUCAUCCAAAACAUUGUGGAUUAGUUGGUCUGCUUAUCCUUGCUGGAUAUCAGAUUUGGCUAUUUUCUGGAUUGAAUGAGUACCUCAUUUCUGAUAAAAGAAGUGCUGAUAUAAUCAGCCAGAAUAAGGAGGGCAUUUAUAGCAUCCUUGGAUACUGGGGUAUGUUUCUAAUUGGUGUUUCUUUGGGUUUCUAUCUGUUCGUUGACACUAGUUCAAAGGGCAAGAACAGGAACACUCAAGUCAUGCAAAUCUGGGCUCUUGCCGUAUCUUUUUGGAUUUUGGCAAUCAUCUUUGAUAGCUAUAUUGAGAGAGUUUCUCGGCGAAUGUGCAACUUCGCUUAUGUUAUGCUUGUUUUUGGCCAGAAUUUUCAGGUUUUAUCUAUCCUCACAUUAGCUGGGUUCGCUUCAUAUAAAAAGAACUUGGUUCUUGAAGAUGCAUUCAAUCAAAAUAUGCUUGGUUCAUUCCUUCUGGCAAAUAUCCUUACUGGUCUGGUUAAUCUCUCAGUUAACACGCUCUCUGCCUCUUCCCUCACUGCCUUCAUGAUUCUGUCAGUGUACACCUUUACUUUAUGCAUGGUUACUGGCCUUACCCAUUUUUGUGGUGUUAGAAUGAAAUUCUGGUGA
This is a messenger RNA of Miscanthus lutarioriparius, 1398 nucleotides long. Lineage: Eukaryota; Viridiplantae; Streptophyta; Magnoliopsida; Poales; Poaceae. The record is from the annotation of a GenBank genome assembly.